GGAUUUCGACAAUCGUCAUCUUUGGUCAAAUCAGCCUUUGCUCUAAGUGUCAUAUCUUUGCUGUUGUGAUAGGUGUUGCUUUCUUUUUCCGGUUUGGUGGCGUGUAGUGCUUGUUGAAUUCGACGAUUGAGGCAGAUAUCCAAAUUCAUCGAGGAUGUUGAUGCCAAAGAAGAAUAGAGUUGCUAUUUACGAAUACCUUUUUAAAGAAGGUGUUAUGGUCGCCAAGAAAGAUUUUCAUGCGCCGAAACAUCCUGCUCUCGAACUACAAACCAUACCUAACCUUCAGGUGAUAAAAGCCAUGCAGUCAUUGAAGUCAAGAGGAUAUGUAACAGAGCAGUUUGCUUGGAGACAUUUUUAUUGGUACCUUACAAAUGAAGGCAUAACAUACUUAAGAAGUUAUCUUCAUCUCCCAGCUGAGAUUGUUCCAUCAACUCUGAAACGCCAAGCACGGCAGGAAACUGCUCGACCGAGGCCGAGUGCUCCUCGCUCUGAAGCUGCCAGGCCAGCUGAAGACCGUGCUGCGUACAGGCGGGCCCCAGGUGCUGCUGCUGCAGGCCCAGACAAGAAAGCGGAUGUUGGUGCAGGGACAGGAGAACUUGAAUUCCGUGGCAGUUUUGGAAGAGGACGGGGAGCACCUCAGUGAUCUGUGGCUGAUUUGUAAAAUACAUUUUUAUGCCUAAAAUAAAAAAGUUGAAAUAUU
Schistocerca americana (American grasshopper) is the source of this 700-nucleotide messenger RNA. It is a transcript of the gene RpS10b, whose product is annotated as 40S ribosomal protein S10. The record is from RefSeq and is a predicted model, not a curated record. The coding region runs from base 155 to 643 and encodes 162 amino acids. The transcript has 5 exons. Gene Ontology annotation, molecular function: structural constituent of ribosome; RNA binding. Gene Ontology annotation, cellular component: cytosolic small ribosomal subunit. Lineage: Eukaryota; Metazoa; Arthropoda; Insecta; Orthoptera; Acrididae.